AUCUGACUGUGCAUCUGUUCAAUCUGCACAUCGGAGGGGGAUUUAUCAAAUCAUCUAACAGGGGAAGAAAGACCAGAAGACAUUGCUCCGACUGAGAGAACAAGAGAUCAUUGCGGGGGGUCUGACUGCAACAAGCUUCUCCUUGCAGUCUCUGUGGCAACAUCAUGUAUUGCUGAAGAGGGAUGUUGCGUGCACCACGCUCCAGUGAGCAGAAAGAGGAACGGGGGGGAGACGGGGAUCUUGGUUUCAUGCUUUGCGGGGGACAGCUAGCAUUACAUGAGGGUGAAUCAGAGUGAUGACAUUGUUUCUAAGUACCAGCUCAGUGCACCUAUAUAUGUCCACCCCCCUUUUGGACGAGAGGCUAUUCACCUGUCCGUGCUGCUUUAGACGGGUCAUUGAGACAAAGGAGGGGAACUGGCAGAGGGUUAAAAUUUGAGCCAGGGAAGAGUCUGGCGCGCUGUCGAACAUUUUGAUGUGCAUUACUCGUGUCAGGUUUCCUGAUUGUGUCACAGGAAAUUAAGGAUUGACCCCGGGUGGUCGCUGAGGAGAGUCCACCAUGGCGGGAUAGAAAAGAUGCAUAUCCCGCUGCCCCUACGGCUGACGUGAGGAUUUCACUUCAAUGAGCUGCAUGUUUCUGCUUUUGAGUAGUUUCUGCACUAUUUUAUGUUUUUCCCACUUCCAUGCGGUUGACGUGUUGAAUGAAUAUCUCUGUGGUGCUGCUGUUGUUUUUAAAUCCCGGAGUAUUCAUCCCACUCCCCUGCUCGAUGGAGAACAAGUACCCCGCAAUUGCAGGGAAAGAGAAAGGACCAGGACCUGGCCGCUAUGGACUCCCUCCCACCAUUGGGUUCAUUGGCCAUGACUUCACAAAACCAACCGGCCCGGCCUACUCUUUCUAUGGCAGGAUCAGUAAUAACAUGCUUUCUGUGGACUCCAGUCCAGGGCCUCAGUAUCACGUUGAUGCAAAAAUGACGCGCUUUGGGAAGGAUGGCACGCCUGCAUAUUCAAUGUUGAGCAGAAUUAAAGGGCAGAUAGAAGAGUUGUCCAGUACACCAGGACCUGGUGCAUACAGUCCCGAGAAGGCUCCCCCCUGCAACCUGCAGCGCAGACCCCCCUCCUACACGAUGGGCUCUCGCACCCGCUACCGCAGCGCAGACUCAGUCCCCGCCCCCAACAAGUACACCCUGCCCCCACUCCUGGGCCCUCGCAUCCCCAACAAGAGAGCCAGCGCGAGUUACACCAUGCCGGGUACCUUCAGCACUGGGGGACCGUCUGUGGACUUGGCCAAGACGCCCGGGCCCUGCAGAUACAACAGUACGGACCCGAGCGUUUAUCUGCGCCGGCAGCCUGCGUUUUCCAUGUUGGGACGUCACAACCUGCCCAAAGAGAAGAGCAAAAACCCCGGGCCGGGGACGUAUAACCCCGAGGACGUCACAGCUCACAGGGCCAGAGCACCAGCGUACUCUAUGGGCGUCAGACACUCAGAAUUUGUUACGCCACUAGUAGUCGGGUUUUCUGACUAG
Fundulus heteroclitus (mummichog) is the source of this 1520-nucleotide messenger RNA. It is a transcript of the gene odf3l2b, whose product is annotated as outer dense fiber of sperm tails 3-like 2b. Gene Ontology annotation, cellular component: cytoskeleton. Lineage: Eukaryota; Metazoa; Chordata; Actinopteri; Cyprinodontiformes; Fundulidae. The coding region runs from base 699 to 1520 and encodes 273 amino acids. The transcript is spliced from 4 exons. The record is from RefSeq and is a predicted model, not a curated record.